AGGCAAAAGGAGAGAGAAUGGAGUGAGAGGGAGAUGAAACUGCUCUUUAAUCAGUGAGGGGCUAUGGAGGCGGGCCGAGGUGCCUACUGUAAUCCGAUACACGCGCGCGCGCAUGGCGUGCACGCACACCGAGGCAGGGGACUGAGUGAGCAGUCCUGCUCGCUGCCACAAACCCGGCGGAGAUCGGAGGGGAAGGAGCGCACUGUCGGAGCCUGCCGGGAAAGGGAACGAGAGAGAGAGACAUACAGAGACAGAGAGAAAGAGAGAGCGGACAUAGAAGAGCGCGUUUUAGAAGAGAAGCGCUCAGUUUUGUGGGAGGAGAGUGGAGAGGCACCACGUUUAUUUUCUCCCGACCAGUUUUACGCACGCAAGUCGGAGCUGCCUCUUCCAGGAGAUCUUGGGUUAUCACUUGCCCGAGAGCGGACUGUUGUUGGGACAGCGUUGCAAGAAGAGAACUGAUGGAAAAACAUUUCGUGCCGUUACCAAGAAAAUGCGUCCCUUGUAGAGAGAUCCAGACUUGAGCCUAGAUUUGAGGAUAUUUUAUCGAUCCGAGGAGGGCGGACAAACUUAAUGGUUGUCUGCGGGCGGUUCUGGUGGUUCUCUGCGGCUACAGUCACUGAUCUUUAGCCGACUUGACAUUUAUGAUUUAUCUGUCAACAAGGUGUGUAUUCUCACGCGCUUUUGGGCUGACAGAGGGACUCAGCGCUGCCGACUGAGCGCACCGCAAUGGAUUUAAAACUGUGCGCAGAGAACCAAUUUCAAAACCUGAUUUCAGACUGAGUUGCACUGAAUCAGCAGACUGGUUUCCACCACAGAAGACAUACCGCCUCACCAUAACGCAGCCUACACAAACUGUACCUUAGUACCAGCGUGAUAUUCUUGGAGAGCCCAGUGAACGCACGCCUGUAUUUGGAUAUCGGGCACCAGUCGCGUUGCGCUCGAGAAAAAUAGAGACCUGUGUGGAAACGCACAGGAAAGUGGAGACUACAGCUUCGUCUCCAAUAAACUGAAUAAAAUCACACAGCAGGAGAAGACGUGUUUUUGUUCCUCCACACCCGAGGGAGAAAGAUGGAUUUAUUCACAUGGUUCUGUGGAUGUAUACUGGCUUUUCUUUUGCCUUCAGCAGUAAAAACAGAGGCAUCGGCAACCGAGCGAUGCGGCGGCCGCUUAGAUGCCAGCGACGCCGGCUAUAUCACCACCCCCGGCUACCCGCUGGAGUAUCCGCCUCACCAGAACUGCCGCUGGAUCAUCACAGCCCCUGAGCACUCGCAACGCAUCGUCCUCAACUUCAACCCGCACUUUGAGAUCGAGAAGCUGGACUGCAGGUACGACUAUGUGGAGAUCCACGACGGGGAUUCUGAGUCAGCUGACCUACUGGGGAAGCACUGCAGCAACAUCGCCCCCGCACCAAUCAUAUCGUCAGGCCCCUCGCUCCACAUCAAGUUUGUGUCGGACUACGCCCACCAAGGGGCGGGCUUCUCCCUGCGCUAUGAAAUCUUCAAAACAGGCUCGGACUGCUCCCGUAACUUCACCAGUCCGUCGGGUCUCAUCGAGUCCCCGGGCUUCCCAGACAAAUACCCCCACAACCUGGAGUGCUCCUUCAUCAUCAUCGUCCCCCCCAGCAUGGACGUCACCCUCACCUUCCUCACCUUCGACCUCGAGAACGACCCCCUGCCCGGCGGAGAGGGGGACUGCAAGUACGACUGGCUGGAAGUGUGGGACGGGCUCCCGGGAGUGGGCCCCGUGAUUGGUCGAUACUGUGGGACCAGGGUGCCUCCCGAGAUCCAGUCAUCCACCGGGAUCCUCUCCCUGUCCUUCCACACCGACAUGGCCGUGGCUAAAGACGGCUUCUCGGCCCGAUACAACAUGACUCACAAGGAAGUCAGCGAGACUUUCCACUGUAGUAAUGCCUUCGGUAUGGAGUCAGGGAAGAUCACAGAUGAACAGAUCACGGCCUCGUCAAGCUUCUACGACGGACGCUGGCAGCCGCGUCAGGCCCGGCUCAACUACAACGACAACGGAUGGACGCCCGGCGAAGACAGCAACAAGGAGUACAUUCAGGUGGACCUCCACACUCUGAAGGUUCUCACCGGCGUCUCUACACAGGGCGCCAUUUCGAAGGAAACUCAGAAGAACUACUACGUUGCCACGUUAAAGCUGGAGUUCAGCACUAAUGGGGAGGACUGGAUGAUCUACAGGCACGGCAAGAACCACAAGGUUUUCUACGCCAAUACCGAUGCCACAGAAGUGGUUCUGAAUCGGAUCCCGCAGCCGGUCCUGGCCCGCUUCGUGCGAAUCAGACCCCAGACGUGGAAGAACGGCAUCGCACUGAGGUUCGAGCUUUACGGCUGUCAGAUCACGGAUGCUCCCUGCUCAGAGCUUCAGGGCAUGUUGUCCGGGCAGCUUCCUGACUCCCAGAUCUCUGCGUCCUCCAUGAGGGACAUCCACGGCUCCAUGGGGGCCGCCAGGCUGGUGGCCAGUCGGACGGGCUGGUUUCCCAACCCGACGCAGCCCAUAGCUGGAGAGGAGUGGCUGCAGGUGGACCUCGGUGUGCCCAAGAUGGUGCGCGGCAUUAUUACCCAGGGUGCGAGAGGGCUGGAGGGCAGCACCAGCGCCGACAACAGAGCGAUUGUCAGGAAGUACAAACUGGCUCACAGCUUGACCGGCAAAGACUGGACCUACAUCACUGACAGCAAGACUGGCUUUGCGAAGAUCUUUGAGGGGAACAGCCACUAUGACACCCCAGAGGUGCGGAGGUUUGACGAGAUAGUGGCCCAGCACAUCAGAGUGUUUCCGGAGAGGUGGUCUCCCACUGGGAUCGGCAUGAGGAUGGAGGUCCUCGGCUGUGACCUGCCUGAAACCACCACUGUACCCGACACAAUGACCCCCACCUCUCCCAGAGUGGAACAGACAACUCCUGCAAUGAGACCUGCCACCACUCCAUCCCUGUCGGCCAUAUGUGACUUCGAGCAGAGCUUGUGCGGCUGGUCAGCUGAUCCCAAGUCGGAUAUGAGCUGGACUUUGCACACAGUCAGCAGCAGCAGCUCCACGGGGCACGGCACCCACGGAACAAGGCAGGACCUGGCGCUGGGAUCAGACGUUUUACCAGACUUUUCCGGGAACUACCUCCACCUGGACGCGGGCGCCCGCACCCAGCGCAAGAAAGCCAGGCUGCUGAGCCCGGAGGUGGAGCCGGAACAAGGCCCCAUGUGCCUCCUGUUCAACUACCAGCUGCACGGGGAGGCGGAGGGCAACCUGAGGGUCCUACUCAGGGACAGCGAACAGGACGAGACCCUGCUAUGGGUCCUCAAAGGAGACCACGGGCCUCAUUGGAGAGAGGGACGCACCAUCCUUCCCCAAAGCCCCAGAGAGUAUCAGGUGGUGUUUGAGGGGUUCUUCGAUCACCCGACUCGAGGCCACAUCAGAAUAGACAACAUCCUCAUGAGCAACAGCAUUGAGCUGGAGCAGUGCACACAGCCUUUCCCUGCCUUAACACCUGACUUAACCAGGGGUGCCAUAUCUGGGAUGGAGCCCACAGUAGACACAGACAGAGUGGUGGCGCAGCCGGUCCCUACCUACUGGUACUAUGUGUUGGCGGGAGGCGGUGCCCUCUUGCUGCUGGUCAUUGUAACCGUGGUGGUGACACUGUGCUGCCAUCGGUACCACUGGGCGCCCAAGAAGACCAGCAGCCAUCACCAUUCAGUGAUGUACCACAACAGCCAACAGCCAUAUCAGCAAGGUCACCAAAACUGUUACCAGAACCAAAACCCCAGCUGCAAUCUGAUCAACAUCCCUAACCAAAACCACCCGUACUCAGGUACCGGGCCGAGCCUCGAACCCAUGCUCACCAUUACACUGGAGAAAGAUGACAGCUAUGACUCCCGCUGUUGAAACGACCGAAGCGAUACAGUUUUACCAGAAUGCAACAAAGUGAUCAAGGAGGAAGAAAACUCCCUGACAUGAGUGAGCAACAGCAUAAUCACCAUUCUUCACUGAUGAGAAUCUACAUGGUUCCUUCCGCUGAGGACUGAUCUGAUCGGUAUACAGUAUACGGUGGUAAAGUUUUAUACUGAUAUAAAACUUUACCACCGCCCCUCCAUGAACAGACCUCCGUACAUGAAAGUGUCCACAUCCGAUGGCUGAAGAGGCUCUCGCUUAUAGAUAUGCACCCCAACAUAAAAAACAGAAAAUCACUGUCAGCGUAGUCCCCUCCUCUGUAAAUAUCAAAGCAGGAUGUGUCUGUCUGCCUUGCUCUGACAUGCAGCCUGGACACUGCCUGCUUCUGUCAGACAGAGGAGGGAUUUACAGGUAGAGGAGACUCGCCGUGCUUGUGUGCAGCAUUAAGAAUGACAGAUAUUUCUUUGGGACUGAACAACGCUGCCAUUCAUUUGUCCGACUUGCCUUCGAGAGACUGAGGAGUGACGGAGGCAGAGGAAGAAUUAGAGCUGCCCAUCCAGCUGUGGCAGAUUGACAGCUACAUAUCCAGCGAGUGUCUCAGCUCUGGUGCGUGAACAGCUGUGAGACGGCUUACAUCGCAUUGCAUCAAAACAUAAAAGCUCAGACAGUAAAUGCACGGACACUUUUCACGGACUUUCAAGUCUCACAUGUUACCUUGGGUGCAUUUUUCAUUACAUCCUGGAUAUGCCUUUUUUUUCUCCUUCUUCUUUUUCUAAUAUGUGCUUUAAAACUAUUACCUCUGCGCCUCCUGAAUGAGGUUGUGCCUCAACGUGAAAUAAGAGUAUGAAUGGAUGCAGUUUUACUCUACGGUUUGUUGCCUGGAUCUCAUGGAUUAUUCGAUGCCUGUGUCUGUUAAUGUUCAAACUAAACAUCUUUGUAUGUCCUGCAUACAUUAAACUGGGUGAAUGAAACAAAAGAGAGAAAAAAAAACAAUAUUUUAUUGAAUAUUUAAAAGUGGAGGUGUGUUUUCCUUCCUGUCCCUGCAAGUAUAACAUAUUUUAAAGUCUUUAUUUCUGUGCAUAUAAGCUGUUACAUCCUACGCCAUACGUUUAAACACACUGCCAAAUCCUGCAUUAGUUACAGAGUCUGUUUCCAUUCAAUAAACGAGACCAAACAUGCUGUGAUUAAGAGCCUUUUAGAAACUCAGUUGUCCGCUCACUGGAUGGUAAUCAUUUCAUUCAGUUCAAACUGAUUCCGGUGCAGCGCUACUGUCGCAUUUAUUUUUUUUCUCUUAAGUCACGAAUUUGGCAUCUCCCACUGCGAGUGUGCGCGAACACGACAUGCGUACGAGUGUAACAUGACGUGUUUCCGAUGAGUUGUUACAGAUUCUUUGCGAUGUUGAGAAUAACAUUAGCACUUUUCUUCUUAAUGUUCAUUUACUGGAGGUUGAUCAUUUCUUGCAUUUACUGUGAAUCUUUUAAAAAUGCGUUGAGCGACGCACUUGUUGUAAGUAGGCUUACAUUUGGUUGUGAUGUUUAAUAGGUACACAAUGAUUGUGUUGGGGUUUUUUUUUUGUACUCACUGACUUUUGUUUUAAAGACAACAGCUGUGUUGAUUCUGUUCACUGAGAUGAUCUUAAUUUUUUUUUUUUAAGACUUUUGUUUUGAUGUUGAUUCCUGAAGUUGAACAAACGAAAAAUGUCAAGCAGUUUAAUUCAGAGAGGAGCGAGCAAAUCCAUAUGUCUUGUGAAAAUCGUGCAGAUAGUGUGUUGUAUUACUGAAUGGGCCGCAGCGGCACUUAUUUUCAGGACUCACCAUCUUGUGUUGGGUGCUGCUUUACCCCCCUACAUCAUUUUAUCCAUGCCCAAAUCCCCCAGCCUUUCUUUUUUCUUUUUUUUAUCAAAACCCACUUGUUCCUAUUCUACUCCUUCCCUUCAUUGCAAAUCCCCCCAGUGAAAAAAAAAACACAAGAGAGAAAAUGAGAUGGUAGAAAUGGAGGGGAGCAAAAUCUCUCAGAGGAGAAGGGCCCAUUAAGUGAACCCCCUUUUUGCGGCCAAAGAUGGAGGGAGAUGAAAGAAGUAAAAAAAAAAAAAGAAAGAAAGAAACGUCCCUCUCUCUAUACUUUCUAAAGAUAGAUUUUCCUUUUACUCUAAAAGGGAGGCUAACAGGGAGGCAGGUCGGGGAUUGAAGGAGGCAGAGAAUUGAAAGAGGAGGGCAGGUUGUUUCCAACACAAAAGCAGAUGAAAGAUGUUUUUUGGCAGAAUGGACAGUGUGAUGAAGACACACAAUAAAUGUGCUCCACACAUACAGUAGCAGGCCCCGUCGAACGCGGGGACCUGCGUUAGCGAAGCCUCCAGAUUUCCGACGAGCUCUCGAACGCCUCGUCUGAUUUCACCGUAUCUCAUAGAGUCCUGUUUUGUGCUAUCGUCGACAAGUAUUUUGGUUAUUUUCUGCUUGCAUUUCCAUUUCCCGCCUCCCUAUCCUGCUCUCGCUUCCAUUUCAAUCGACUUGCGCGUGAUUUACACAUUAUAUGACUCAUUCUAGCAGCCCCGUGCCAUAACCCAAUCAAUGUGGGUCCAAAUUCAAACAGAGGAAAGAUAUAUGACUGUAUUUAUGUUGUGCUACCCGUGCACUUUUCCCUUUCAUUCCGUCUCUCUCUAUCAAACUUUUUUGCAAGAUUUGGAAUACGUUCUGGCGUCUUUUCAUGCAGCACCAUUAAAUCAAGCUCCCCGCACUUCCCUCUCCCUUCUCCAUCACAGACUACUUUGAAGCCCUUUAAUAUUUCUAAUUAGUUAAUGGUGCUGAUUGCAUUCAUAAAGCCCUGCGGUAAGCAUUUCUAGCCCUCAGGCCAUCUCUAUUUUUUCGCUCUUUCCUCCUCCUCCUCCUCCUCCUCCUCCUCCUCCUCAGUUUCCUGGAGAAAUAUUAUCAGUACAAGCAUCUCUAACAGGUCUUCGGGGUCCCCGCUGGAACAGCAAAUGGUGCCAAAGAGCCAUCCCCGUCUAGGCCUGAAUAAAAAAAAAAAAAAAAAAAAAAAGGCUCCCUUUUUAUUUUUCUCUUUACUAAUUGGAGAGGGGAGAUAAAAUGGGGCUACAGGGAGUUUUAAUCUCCUUUCAGAUCCAUGUGAUGAUUCUUCUCGGCAUUGUAGCCCGAGGGCUUUAAGCCAGAAAUCCUUAGAAAGUGUUCAAUGGUCAUCCAAAGAGUUUCCGAGCCACUUCUUUUCUUUUCCUUUCUUUUUUUAUCCUUGCUUGCUUUUGCUAUCUCUCUGUAAGUGAUUUGAUGUGUUGUAAAGGCCUGCAGUGAUUUAAGUUGGCUGUGAGAAAAGAAAAUGUAGUGCCUGGAUGGUCUCAGGUGGGAAUGUGCAUUUAACACAACCAGACAGAGAACGUCUGGUUUUACAUUAAUCCAUUAAGACCAGAUGCAGCGUGUGUAUAUACACUCGCUUGCCGGUUCACUGGAUACAGUCCUGCGCCAAAUCUUAACUUCAUGAUGGUGAUGGUGUUCAGCAUUCGUUUCAGAUAACUGAGGAGUCUGUUGAACUGCAUUGUGCUGAUACAUGUUUCUGUUGUUUUAGUCACCACAGCACCACAAACUACAUCCUCCAAAAAUGAUCAUACAGAUGAAUUACCUCCUUUCUGACAUCCAUCGGCUGAACAUUAGAGCUGUCAUGGAGGGGGAUUUAGUGCGGGACUGUUAUAUUGUUAUAUGAGUGCAUUUGUUUUGACUUUGUGUGCCUAAUGUUUUGGCAAGUGAGUGUAUAUCUCUUUAAGAUGCAAGACUCCUGAUUAUUUUCGGCGCACAUUGCCAAUGAAAUUCCCGUUGAUAUGCUGAAAUACUCCUGGGGAAGACGAAAUGUAUCAAAUGUUGGGUCUCAGUGGUUUAAGAGUACGUAUUAGUGAGAUGAAAGACGUUAUAAUAUGACUACUGGGAUCAUUAACUUUGGAAUAACUGCACUUUUUCUCCUUUCUUUCUUUCUUUCUUUCUUUUUUUUUUUUUUUUACAUUUAAGAACAUAGUAUUAAUUUAUUUACUAAAUUCACCAAGACCUCUGCCAACUCCGCAGGCCGCUGCAGUUUUUCUAAGUUUGCACGCUUUGAAAUAUCUUGUCUGGUGUGUCCAGAUGGAUUUUUAAUUGCCAUUGUUUUACUCCUUUGUUCUUUUCUCUAUUGUUUUUGUCAGCGUUGGUGAUGGUAAAAUCACACAUUUAAGUGCAACCACAUGUUGAGUUUUGAAACAAAAAAAAAAAUCAACCUUGAUGAUGUCAUUUUUAUCAGCUGAAUGGAUGCCAUUUUUUUUUCUUUUUCUCGAAUGUCUUUAUUAAUCCAAGACUUUUCUUGAUGUGAAUCAGUUGGACGCGGCGAAGGCUGAUCAUGCUGAAUCAUUGCCUCGGCGGGGUGCCUGCCUGAAUCGGUUUUAAUUCGAGCUUUGAUUAGUUUAGACUGAACAAUACCAGCUUUGAAUAGGUAAACUGCUCAAACGCAUCUGUCCCUGCCUUCAGCCACACCGCGAUACUCAGUUUGCACUUUUCUGUGCUUCUGCGAAGGGAAGGCCUCGACUUUCUGAUUGUCUUUUUGACUUGCGCUGGAUUUCACUGUCUUGCACUUUGGGUACAUUAAAUAUUGAUGUUCAGCGCACACAGUCCGUGGAGACACCAAUACAAUCGAAUAACUGAAAUAAGAAAGUCAACAGUCCAACACUUGAGAUUGAAUAAACUCAAAUUAGCAUAGGAUUUGUUGGUUGUUGUAAUAUUUGAAUGGAAGCUAUAGACAGUUUCUUUAUUCUUUAAUUGGGUUUAGAAAUCAAUUUUGGGUCAGCUUAAGCAAUUAAAAUGGAUUUACUUUUUCAUCUUAACUAAAUAAGCUCAUUCCUAAUUCAUAAGCCAAUAUUGCAGCAGGUGUAGGAAGCCCCUUACUGUUGUUUACAGUUCACAUUUAGUUUGUAAAGGCAGUUUAUAGAUGUUACGAUCCAGAGAUGCCCAAAUUGUCUCAUAAAGAGAAUGACGUUAUCUAACUGAGGAAAUGAGACUCUGUAUCUCUUUUUUCAUAUGUACUAAAAUUACUUUUUCACCUCUUAUCUUCUGAAUAUCUAUUACGGCUUCACUUAAUAAUGAGUUUUCUCUUCCUUUGCCCCGGCAGUAAAUGAUUAUCAGCUGCCCAGAUAUUGCUCUAUUUGUUUCUGGAGACUGUAAUGUCAGUUUCCUGGAAUAAAACUGAACCGAAGCAGUAUUGAGCUUCAAAGCCUUGCACUCCGGCCUGCCUCAGACAUUUAAAGUGGUAUUUUAGCUUGUUGAAUUUCAUGGUCUUGGAAUAAAAAUGAAAAUAGAUUGUGGUGAAUGUGAAGGUAAUAAAAGUAAUAUUUUUCUAUGAAA
Messenger RNA from Mugil cephalus (flathead mullet), 9260 nucleotides. RefSeq names its product neuropilin-2-like. The transcript has 17 exons. Gene Ontology annotation, biological process: angiogenesis; axon guidance; vascular endothelial growth factor signaling pathway. NCBI's taxonomy places the organism in Eukaryota, Metazoa, Chordata, Actinopteri, Mugiliformes, Mugilidae. Gene Ontology annotation, molecular function: semaphorin receptor activity; vascular endothelial growth factor receptor activity. Bases 1069 to 3891 code for a protein of 940 amino acids. The record is from RefSeq and is a predicted model, not a curated record. Gene Ontology annotation, cellular component: membrane.